Numida meleagris (helmeted guineafowl) is the source of this 3105-nucleotide messenger RNA. RefSeq names its product cold shock domain containing E1 (gene CSDE1). NCBI's taxonomy places the organism in Eukaryota, Metazoa, Chordata, Aves, Galliformes, Numididae. The record is from RefSeq and is a predicted model, not a curated record. The transcript is spliced from 20 exons. Gene Ontology annotation, molecular function: nucleic acid binding. Bases 552 to 2942 code for a protein of 796 amino acids.
CAUGCGCACCAUGCGGCCGCUGGUGACACUGACGGCGCAGGCGCGGCUCCGCCCCGCGUUCUCGCGAGAGGCCGGGAUUUAUUCCUACGUGCGGUGCCGUGCUGCUCAUGGCGGCGCUGGAGCGGGGGCGCUGAGCUGUUGGGUAUGAAGUGAAACAGAACAGAAUUUACCACCUGAAACUGCUGCUUCAAGUUCAGAUCAGGAAAAGAAUAUACCGCAUCGUAACAACAAUUCAAGACCAAAGAAGAGGAAACUUACACUGAAGACACAAGGCUUGAUCUGAAACCAGAAGUUUGUGCCUACUCAACAGCUUCAAAAGAGCACGUCCCAACGCUGCUAGUAGUCUUUGUUUUCUCCAGUGCUGUAUUGAAACUGCCUAGGGCAGCAGCACUUGUAUUCUUUAUUAGUGUGCUCUCUCUUUUUUUUUUCUUUCUAUCUUUCUCCUUUUCUCUCUCUGUCUCAAUAGCAGUCUUCAUCCUUUGAAACUUCGUACUGAAGCAAAAGAAUCGGCUAAUACUACUGAAAGUGCAAUAUUUGAAUAUCACUGCGAGAUGAGCUUUGAUCCAAACCUUCUCCACAACAAUGGACACAACGGGUACCCCAAUGGUACUUCGGCAGCACUGCGCGAGACUGGCGUUAUAGAAAAACUGUUGACUUCUUAUGGAUUCAUUCAGUGUUCAGAACGGCAAGCUAGACUGUUCUUCCACUGUUCACAGUAUAAUGGCAACUUACAGGAGCUCAAAGUAGGAGAUGAUGUUGAAUUCGAAGUGUCUUCUGAUCGCCGAACUGGAAAACCCAUUGCUGUUAAAUUGGUGAAGAUCAAACCAGAAAUAUUACCUGAAGAACGAAUAAAUGGACAAGUUGUGUGCGCUGUUCCUCACAAUUUAGAGAGUAAAUCUCCAGCUGCCCCGGGUCAGAGUCCAACAGGGAGUGUAUGCUACGAACGUAAUGGGGAAGUAUUUUACCUGACUUACACUCCAGAAGAUGUUGAAGGAAACAUUCAGCUGGAAACAGGAGAUAAAAUAAACUUUGUAAUUGAUACAAAUAAACAUACUGGUGCUGUAAGUGCUCGUAACAUUAUGCUAUUAAAAAAGAAACAAGCCCGUUGUCAAGGAGUAGUCUGUGCCAUGAAAGAAGCCUUUGGAUUUAUUGAGAGGGGUGAUGUCGUGAAGGAGAUAUUCUUUCACUAUAGUGAAUUUAAAGGUGACCUAGAAACCUUACAGCCUGGUGAUGAUGUGGAGUUUACAAUCAAAGACAGAAAUGGUAAAGAAGUUGCAACAGAUGUAAGACUGCUGCCUCAAGGAACUGUCAUUUUUGAAGAUAUCAGCAUAGAACACUUUGAAGGAACUGUAACCAAAGUAAUUCCAAAAGUACCCAGCAAAAACCAGAAUGAUCCGUUACCUGGCCGCAUCAAAGUUGAUUUUGUGAUUCCUAAAGAACUUCCAUUUGGAGACAAAGAUACGAAAUCCAAGGUGACUUUGCUGGAAAGUGACCACGUUCGAUUCAAUAUUUCAACAGACAGACGUGACAAACUGGAACGAGCCACCAAUAUUGAGGUUCUGCCCAAUACUUUCCAGUUUACUAAUGAAACUAGGGAAAUGGGAGUGAUUGCAGCAAUGAGAGAUGGCUUUGGCUUCAUUAAGUGUGUUGACAGGGAUGCUCGCAUGUUCUUUCACUUCAGUGAAAUUAUGGAUGGAAACCAACUCCAUAUUUCUGAUGAAGUAGAGUUUACUGUGGUUCCUGAUAUGCUGUCUGCCCAAAGAAAUCAUGCUAUAAGGAUUAAAAAACUUCCAAAAGGCACAGUUUCUUUCCACACCCAAUCAGAUCACCGUUUUGUGGGCACUAUAGACAAAGAAGCCACUCCAGCCAAAGCCACUAGCCCAAAUAAAGGCAAAGAGAAGGAAGCUGAAGAUGGAAUAAUUGUUUAUGACGACUGUGGAGUAAAACUGACCAUUCCUUACCAGGCCAAGGAUGUGGAAGGAUCUGCUAAUCCUCAGAUAGGAGAUAAGGUUGAGUUCAGCGUUUGUGAGGUGAAGCGAACUGGUCUGCAAACAGCUGUUUCUGUCAGAAUGCUUGGACGCAAUUACAGUUCCAAGAGGCUUUUGGGGUAUGUGGCAGCCCUGAAGGAUAACUUUGGGUUUAUUGAAACAGCCAAUCAUGAUAAGGAGAUCUUCUUCCACUACAGUGAGUACUGUGGCGAUAUUGAUAGCUUGGAACUUGGAGACACAGUUGAAUACAGCUUGUCAAAAGGCAAAGGAAACAAAGUUAGUGCAGAAAAGGUGAACAAAACACAUGCAGUGAAUGGUAUCACUGAAGAAGCUGAUCCAACUGUUUACUCCGGUAAAGUAAUUCGUCCUUUGCGGAGCGUAGAUCCAACACAAACUGAAUACCAGGGCAUGAUUGAAGUCAUGGAGGAUGGUGAAAUGAAAGGAGAAUUCUAUCCAUUUGGAAUUGUUGGAAUGGCAAACAAAGGUGACUGUCUGCAGAAGGGAGAGACAGUAAAGUUCCAGCUGUGUGUUCUUGGUCAAAACGGGCAGACAAUGGCUGUCAACAUCACACCAUUCCGCAGGGCCACUGUGGAAUGUGUGAAAGACCAGUUUGGUUUCAUUAACUAUGAAGUGGGUGACAGCAAAAAGCUCUUCUUCCAUGUCAAAGAAGUACAGGACGGUGUGGAACUACAAGCUGGGGAUGAAGUAGAGUUCUCAGUAAUUCUGAACCAGCGCACAGGGAAAUGCAGUGCCUGUAACGUGUGGCGUGUCUGUGAAGGCGCUAAGGCUGUUGCUGCUCCACGUCCAGAUAGACUUGUUAAUCGUUUAAAGAACAUUAAUCUGGACGAUGCCAAUGCUCCUCGUCUAACAGUUCUUCGUCAGCCCAGGGGACCGGAUAACUCAAAGGGAUUUGGUGCAGAGAGAAAGAUCCGUCAAGCUGGUGUUAUAGACUGAUCAACAAAGCCAGUGCUUGAAGUACGACAGAGUGGUGGGGGCUGGUGAAGGGUACUGAAUAUCUCCCUAUUCAUCCCUUCCAAAUUUUAAGAAGCUAUUACACCAGUUUUAACACCUUCUCAUGUUAUGUUUAAAAUAAAUUUAUGAAACCAUUUUAAAAUUA